CAGUCAAAACAAUUGUUAUGAAAUUUAAAUCGCGCGUAACAUCUUGCGCGGGAUUGCAAAAGUGAGUCGUGUAUUGUAUUUACAUAUCAUCGUCAAAAAAAUGUUUUUGAAGAAUCGUUACACGUAGACGAAAUUCACAGUUAAAUCCAUUAUGAUUUAACACAUAUGUACAUUUGAACUGAUUCGAGCCCCUCUCAUAUGUAUGGUUCUACAACGCAUUUUAUGAUAAAACAUUGAAUUUAGUGUUGUUGAGGGGCAUUUAUUUUUAUAUGUAAUCGAAAAUUUCUCGUGCAACAAUUGCUGCAAUUGUAUUUAUAAAAAUUAUAAGCUAUGCCAUUGGAAAGUAUUGGAGUAAUUUCGAGACCAAAGGUUAGAUUCUCCCAAUUUUCUGACAAUGUACAAAACAAGGAGAAGGACGUUGAAUGCUGUAACAAGAAGAAGACUGUUUCACGAACGAACGGUCCGAGAAUUAAGAGCAUCGUAUCUCUCAAGAAACCUGUUAGAAUUGUAGAUCCUAAGAAAUUGUCAACAAGUGUUCGUAACAAGAAUGUACUGCAGGGUGAUCAUAACACAGAGAUUUCAACACAUUCCAGUAAUAUUGCAUCUAAGAACAUUCAAAAAAAUACAUUUCCAUCUAAUAAAAAUGUUCCAAAAAUCGAGACUUCAAGAAUUUUACAUAAUGCAAAUGGUAUUCAGAAUAUAAAAGAAAAUUAUAACACUUUGCAAUCUAAUAAAAGUCCACGAGAUAAUAUUUUAAAAGAUAACAAGGAAAGUUUGCAACAAAAAGGGAAAGAAAAUAAAGAUGUAACACUGAAAAAAGUUGUAUUUAGUAAAGAUGUAAGUAAAACAAGAAAAGGAAGCUCUCAAUAUAUGCAAUCGGUUACAUCAACUGGAAACUGUAAACUUUCUACUAGUAAAAAUACACAGAAGAUAAAUACUAUGGAGUCUAAAAAGUCCAAAGAUGAAAAAUCACUAUCUGCACCAAACGUUGUGAAAAGAUCAAAGAAACAAAUGCUAAAAGAAACAAUCAAUACAAAAUCUGUUACACCCAAUGUUAUGCCAUGUUACAAGAAUGCUGCAAAAACUAAAGCAUCUCCAGUUAAAAAGAUUAUAUUACAUAAUGUAUCAGGUCUUAAAAUAAAAACUGCUGUAGGCCCAGGAGUUUUUCACAAAAGAAAUGAUAUUAAAGUAAGUGAUACAAAUGAGAAAAAAACACUAGAUAUUGUUACUGCAGAAGAAUUGGAACGACCAGGAUAUAAUUCUAUUGCAUGUACUAUUAAUAAACUGAGAGAACUUAAGCAACAGAAGAUUGUCAGAGAUAUUGAUCAUUUGCCAUCUGCACAAAAAAGUUUUGUAAAUGGAAAGAUUUCUACAGCACUGGAUUUUCCACUGGAUGAAGCAAUUUUCAAAAAUUUAGUAGAUUUAAGCAUAGACGAGAAACAGUUGCCAUCUACUAUCAUGCGAAGUAAAGAUCCAGAGCCACGACAAAAAGAUAUUACACCAAAACUUUCAGAUUUCUUUAUACCUGAAAUUACAAAGGAAAUUUGCGAGGCUGUGCACAUUAAACCGCGAGCUCCAAAAAUGGAUGAAAAUUGGAAUGCUUUUAAAAUAAGUGAUAAGAUACUUGAAUGGAAACAUAACAUGGAUGAUAUUUAGAACAACAUGCAAUAUAAGAAUUAAAUAAUUGAAAGAGGAUAUGUAAUAAAACAAUUAUCUAAUAACAAUACACAAUUAUAAUUUACUUAACACAUUCUAAUGUAUAAGCAUAAAUUAUUAGAAAUAUAAGAGACUUAAUGUAUCAUGCUUACAUUUAACAAUAAUAUAUUACAAAUUUGGUCCAAUUAAA
Nylanderia fulva is the source of this 1846-nucleotide messenger RNA. RefSeq lists its product as uncharacterized. The record is from RefSeq and is a predicted model, not a curated record. Lineage: Eukaryota; Metazoa; Arthropoda; Insecta; Hymenoptera; Formicidae.